UCCUCAACUUUUCUCAACGCUUAGGCUGCUACUGUUAUUAAAGACAAGGAGAAAGGAAGUAGCGGCAGGCUAGCUGGUUAGCCGAACUAUAACCACACCGUUUACUAUGAUAUAGUUGACUUUUCUGUCCUGUUUUGUCCUCACUGAGACGAUAUUGUGUUUUUAUACUGAAACGUCAAAAAGGAGGAUGCGGAUAUGUCUUUUUCUCGGGCUGUUUCGUCCGUUUCAAACCCCGAAACUGACUGAACGCUGAGCUUUGUCUGACUGGGAAUCCACCGCUGCUGUUAGCCUGCUUGAAUCAACUGUUGUUUCCCAUCAAGACGAGGAGAAAACAAAGAAACACAGCAGCGCCGUGUUUGUGAAUUUAGACAAAUACUCGGUUUCAUCGCGGGGAAUGCUGCUGUGAGGAUUACACCAGGACAAUGAGACAAACGGCAGGAAAAGGUGCUGUGUGGUGAGACAGAGGCGGUGGAUGUGCGGCAUGCUGAGGCCACUCCCCCUGGCUCAGGAUGAGUGUCAGAGAUGGCGCUGCCACCAUGGCAACAAACGCAGGUGGAGGUGGAGGAGGGGGAGUGGGCUGUAACGAUCCAGACGACCGCAUGUACCUGCUCCAGAUCUACCCACGGCUCGCUGCCCAGGCGUCCACCUGCUGCAACCUCAGAGUGCAGAAGAAUGCAACGACAGCCUCUGUAAUCUCGGAUGCUGCUGCGACGCUGGGGCUGGACCCCGGCGGUCUGUAUGUGUUGGCAGAGGUGAAGGAAAGCGGCGGGGAGGAGUGGAUCCUGGAGGCUGGAGACUUGCCCGUACAGAGGGUUCUGCUCUGGCCCCGAAAAGCUCAGGAGCAACACCCUCAGAGUGCUGGCUUUUACUUCUUGCUACAGGAGAGGAACCAUGAUGGCUCCAUCCAUUAUGUUCACCUCCCACCUUCGUCCAAGGAGCAAGAAGUACAGCAGCUCGCUGCGAGGGGCUUUCUCCCCCCACCCCAGGAUGACUUUGCAGACCUCUGCAACCUCCCCGUCCUCAGUGAGGACAGCAUAUUGAACAAUCUACUCACACGCUUCUACAAGAAAAAGAUCUACACCUAUGCAGGCAGCAUCCUCAUCGCCAUCAACCCAUUCAAGUUCCUGCCCAUCUACAACCCCAAAUAUGUCAAGAUGUACGAGAAUCACCAGCUGGGCAAACUGGAACCUCAUAUUUUCGCCAUUGCUGACGUGGCCUACUACGCUAUGCUCAGGAAGAGGGUGAAUCAGUGCAUUGUCAUCUCUGGGGAGAGCGGCUCAGGCAAGACCCAAAGCACCAACUUCCUGAUCCACUGUCUGACCGCGCUCAGCCAGAAAGGCUACGCCAGUGGGGUGGAGAGGACCAUCCUGGGAGCCGGACCCGUUCUGGAGGCCUUUGGUAACGCUAAGACAGCCCACAACAACAACUCCAGCCGCUUCGGUAAAUUCAUCCAGGUUAAUUAUCUGGAGAGCGGAGUAGUCCGAGGGGCUGUGGUUGAGAAGUACCUCCUGGAAAAGUCUCGCCUGGUCUCCAGAGAAAAGAACGAGAGGAACUACCACGUGUUUUACUACCUGCUGCUUGGUGCUUCAGAGGAAGAGAGAACAGAGUUUAAACUGCUGCCGCCUGAAGAGUACUUCUACCUCAAGCAGGAGAAUUUUAAGAUCGAAGAUGAGGAAGAUUUGCGUCAUGAGUUUGAGAGGCUGCAGCAGGCGAUGCAGAUGGUUGGCUUCCUUCCAGCCACAAAGAAACAGAUCUUCUCUGUGCUGUCUGCUAUCCUGUAUCUUGGCAACGUGACGUACAGAAGGAAGUCAUCGGGUCGGGAUGAAGGGUUGGAUGUAGGCCCACCUGAAGUCCUGGCUACCCUCUCUGACCUGCUGAAGGUCAAAGAGGAACUGCUGGUCGAAGCGCUGACGAAGAGGAAAACGGUGACUGUCAACGACAAGCUGAUCCUCCCCUACAGCCACUCUGAGGCGAUCACAGCCAGAGACUCCAUGGCCAAGUCUCUGUAUGGCGCCUUGUUUGACUGGAUUGUGCUGCGCAUCAACCACGCACUGCUCAACAAGAAAGACAUGGAGGAAUCUGUUCCCUGCUUGUCCAUUGGUGUUCUGGACAUUUUUGGCUUUGAGGACUUUGAAACCAACAGCUUUGAGCAGUUUUGCAUCAACUAUGCAAACGAGCAGCUGCAGUACUACUUUAACAAUCACAUUUUUAAUCUGGAGCAGGAGGAGUACCAAUCAGAGGGAAUCACCUGGCACAACAUUGACUACACAGACAAUGUGGGCUGCAUCCACCUCAUCAGCAAGAAACCCACAGGCCUGUUGUACCUUCUGGAUGAGGAGAGCAAUUUUCCACAUGCAACAGAUAAGACCCUGCUGGCCAAAUUCAAGCAGCAGCACCAAGGAAACAAGUACUUCAUACCCACCCCAGUCAUGGAACCUGCCUUUGUCAUUCAGCACUUUGCAGGGAAAGUCAAAUAUCACAUCAAGGAUUUCCGGGAGAAGAAUACGGACCACAUGCGUCCAGACAUCGUGGCGCUGUUGCGCAGCAGCGACAGAGCCUUCGUGCGGCAGCUCAUCGGCAUGGACCCGGUGGCCAUGUUCCGAUGGGGCAUCCUGAGAGCCACAAUCAGGGGCCUCGCCGCUUUCAAUGAGGCGGGUCGCUCCUGGGCCUCAAAAACAGCAGGUGUUAUCCGUCCAGCAUCCAGAACUCCUUUAGGAGAGUUGCAGCGCUCCAACACCCCGAUAGAACGAAUGUACAAUGUGUGGGUUCUCUCCUCUUCCUCUUCCCUCCACAGACGAGCUUCUAUGCUCGAUUUCUACUUUGAUCACUCAGAGGAGCGCCCUCUAGAGGCCUUUGAAGACAUCUUUGCUAGCUAUGAGAAUAAGAAAGAAAUGCAUUCAGAGAUCAUCAGCUCCAUAAAGAACUUGCAGCUGGACGGGGAGGACCCUCGCAAGCUGUUGCAAUCCUGGGGUCGCCUCCGCUUCCCGCGCCACGUCCUCCAGAAAAACAAGAAUGUCAGGCAGAAGCAGGCCAUCCCAAAGAGUUUGCUGGAUUCGCAGUCUCUGAAGUUCAUCGUGAGUCUGACGCUGCACGAUCGUACCACAAAGUCUCUGCUCCACCUGCACAAGAAGAAGAAGCCGCCCAGCAUCAGUGCUCAGUUCCAGAACUCUCUAACGAAACUCUUAGAAACUCUGAACAAAGCCGAGCCUUUCUUCAUUCGCUGCAUCCGCUCCAAUGCGGAGAAGAAGGAGAUGCAUCUGGACCAGGCGUUAGUGCUGCAGCAGCUGCAUUACACAGGGAUGCUAGAAACCGUCCGCAUCAGAAGGUCCGGGUACCCGGCCAAGUACACCUUCCAGGAGUUUUUAGAGCAGUUUAGGGUUCUGCUGCUGAAGAACUCCUCCGCCUCCAAACAAGACAUUGCAGAUCUGCUGGAGAAGAAAAUGGGCUUCAACCCAACAACAUACCAGAUCGGCAAGACCAAGGUCUUCUUGAAGGAGCUGGAGCGACAGCAGCUGCAGGACAUGCGGCACAGAGAAGUGAUGCGGAAGAUCAUCUUCCUCCAGCGCUGGUUCAGAGCUCACCUGCAGAGGAACGAGUUCGUAGAAAUGAGAAGAGCAGCCAUCUUGAUCCAGGCUUCGUGGCGCAGGUACUGCAGAAAGGAGCAAAGGCGACGGGCAGCUACUGUGAUCCAAGCUGUGUGGCGAGGACACAGACAGAGAUCCGAGUACCACCGACAAAAACACGGAGCAACAAAAAUACAAGCUCUUGUCAGAGGACACUCGGCGCGCAGGAGGUGUAGGUCUAUUCGUGAAGAGAAAAGAAAGGAAGAGGAGGAGGAGGCCAGGAAAAGAGAAGAGGAGAGGAGAAUGAGAGAAAAGGAGGAAGAGGCCAGGAGAAAAGCAGAAGAGGAAGAGAGACUGAGAAUAGAAGAAAUGAAGAGACGAGCAGAGAAGGAAGCGGCAAGAAAAGCCCAGGAAACCCAGAAAAAACUGGCGGAAAAGGUGCAAAAAGAGGCGAGAGAGCCUCAGACGAGAGAGGAUCCAGACAUUGAGCUAGUUACAGAGGAGAAGCUGGAUGAAAACGUCCCAGAGGAGGAGCAGAGGAAGGAUGAAGAGAUGGAGGAUGAGGACUUGGAUCCUUGUGGUACGGAAGCUGAGGCUGGACCCCAGCUAGAUGAAGAUCAUGAACCUGGUCUGGCUCCAAACGCACCUACAGGCAUUUCCCCCCAUCAGGAGGAUAAAAAGUCCAGCACUACCGCCACAACAUCUCUGCAUGCUGAACUGAAGCGGCCGCAGCCCGGCCUCAUCAGCAAGGUCCCUUCGUCCAGGAGCCUGGAGAAGCGGGAGCAGAGGAGACGAAGAGGCCUGGAGCACAGCCAGAGAGAGUCUGAACGGGCCGCCUCCUCCUCAUCCUCAUCUUCAGCCACCAACCGAGACCAGACGUCCCCGACGAAGAGCCAGAACCAGGAGACGUCCAAGCUGAAGGAGCGUUCGGACAGCAAGGAGCUGGACCAGUAUACCUUCGUGGCCUGGAAGAAGAAGGAGGGGAAAACCUCUCCCCCCUCCGCCGGCCCCGUCCGUCCAUCCACGUUACCGCUGCAUCCCGCCGACUCCACACAGGACAAAAACGGUUUAGGGGAAGGCGUCGGGGUGGUGAACCUGCAGCGGCGCUCUGGAGCCAUAAAGGAGAAACCUGAGAAAUGGAAAGGAAGGAGGAGCAACGGGGAGAGCUCUGAGAGCACCGGGUCGCCUCCACUUCACAGCAAAGAGGAGACUACAAAGAAACCACCGCUGAGGGACGUGUCCCACUCGUCCGUUGACAGUUUGUCUCCAAGCUCGGAUGGAGCCUGGGCGGUUUCCGUCAGAGACCCCUGGACCGUGACCAUCAGAGAGGUAAAUCAUCCACAAGACGGUCAAGGGGACAGCUCCAGGUCCAGCUCCUUUAGGAAGAGACACCAGGACGGUUCUGGACAACCAGACUCACUUCCCUCUAACACGACCACACCAGACAAGUCUGGCGGUUUCUUCAGCAAGAUUUUGAAGAAGAGAUCCAAAGAGGCGCAUACUCCAGACAACGGAGAGCUGACAUUUGCUCAGAGUCUCAACGACAAGUCGAUGCUUGGGGAAGCGCUUCCCUCUGGCCCCUCGGUGCGUCCCGUUUCUCAGCCGCUCAGUGACCGAACGGGUAAAGGUAUAGGCCGAAACCCUACGAUUAAGAUCAGCCGCGCCACCCGAGUUUCAGAGCAUUGGGACGCCUCACUGGACCGAGUGAUCGCCAACAGCAACGAGCUGCGGAACCUCGACGAGUUUCUGGGCAACCAGGUGAAUGAUUUCCGCUCCAGAGGCAAGUCGCUGUCGCCUAUAGAGUCCAUCUUUGUCACCGCCACCAUGCAGUUUAGAGAGCAGAUCAAAUCUAUGUAUUCUCUCUCAAAUCCUACCAUCGGCUACAAAGCGCUGAUGACGGGCUUCAAGAAUAAAGUGAUCCACUUGGCCACAGACAAGCAGCAGGAAGAUGUUCAGUUAGUGGUCAACCUGUUCCAGUCGGUCCUGGACGGUUUCAUCAGAGGAGAGGUGAAGAAGGAGGAAGCCGAGCCCGUCAAGCCGACCAAAGCCAGAAAGAAAAGGAGGAAAAACGAUAAAAUUAUGGAGUCCCUGCUGGACCAUGGUUUCAUCAACUAUCAGGUCAGCAUUGUUCAGUCGUGUGACCAGUGCAGCUCCUACAUCUGGGGGAUGGAGAAAGCCUACAUGUGCAGCAAUUGUAAAAUGGUGUGCCACAAGAAGUGCCUUAGUAAGAUAGCCAUCAACUGCUCCAGCUUCUGUGCCAAAAAGAAUGAUGAAGAGGUGACGGGAUGUAACUUCGGGGUGCGAGUUUGUCACCUGGUGAGCGAUAAGAACCCGGUGCCAACGGUGCUGGAGAUGAUGCUGGAGCAUGUGGAGAUGCACGGCCUCUACACCGAGGGCAUCUACCGCAAAUCAGGCGCUGCCAACCGCAUGAGGGAGCUGCACCAGCGGCUAGAGAUGGAUACUUAUGUGGACAUUCUUGAGGACUAUCCCAUCCACACGGUGACAGGCCUGGUAAAGCAGUGGUUAAGGGAGCUGCCAGACCCACUCAUGACCUUCGCACAUUACAACGACUUCCUGCAUGCUGUGGAGCUGCCAGAGAAGCAGGAGCAACUUCAAGCCAUUUACAAAGUCCUGGAGGAACUUCCCACUGCAAACUUCAACACAUUAGAGCGGCUCAUCUUCCACCUUGUCAAGGUCUCUAAGGAAGAGGAGCACAACCGCAUGUCCCCCAACUCGCUGGCUAUAGUGUUUGCUCCGUGUAUCCUGCGUUGCCCCAACACGGCUGACCCGCUGCUCAGCAUGAAGGACGUGGCAAAGACGACGACGUGUGUGGAGAUGCUGAUCAUCGAGCAAAUCAGGCGCUACAAUGAGAAGAUGGAGGAGAUCGAGCAGCUGGAGUACGCUGAGGCUCUGGCUGUCAAACAGCUGAAUCUCAAGAGAAAGAACACAACCAGCUGCCCUUUAUCUCUCAGGUUGACAGCUCAUUACAAAGGAGGGGUGAUCCGUGAGAAGGUCAGUUCUGAUCUCACCGUGGUCCCCGAGAACGAGCCGCUGGACUCGGACACUGAGACGGAGAACAACCUGGUGGAACGCAUCAAGUCCAUCAAACAAGAGAAAGAGGAACUGGCUUUCCGGCUGCCAGAGAUGGAGCAGCCCGGUUCAGACCAGGAGAACCUGGACUCUGAAGCGUCUCUGAGCUCCGAGAGUCUUCUGGACGAACAGCAGCAGCGUUCGUCCGCGCACGGCUCGGAGCCAGAAGGGCUCAGUAGCGUCCAGCUGAGAAGACACAGGCCAGUUAGACCUCUUAAGCCUCCAGAUCUCGUCCAGCGAACUAAACCCUCUGUUGGACGACCGUUUCUGGGAAACCUCACCCCCGCCAGCUCCACCUCCUCUCUGUCCAGCUGCGCCUCCACGGCAUCCGAAACCUCCACCGCUUCCACCAGGCGGCCCCUGCAGCGCCGCAACCCCAUCAUCCCAGACACCGUCAAGCUGCCCCCAGGCGUCCUCCCCCAGCAGAUGGCCACCGGUUCUUCUCAGACAUUCCCUCCUCCUGGAAAUCGAGAGAUUUCGUACCCCGUCUGGAAAAGGGAGCAUCCCGGCCGUCGCAAAGACAGCACCCAGUCGUUGUACCUCGACAACCCAGAGAGUGGCCUCCUGCUGGAUUUCUCCUCCUGCCCUCCCUCUGCUUCCUCCUCUUUCUCCUCUAUCGCCAUGGCUACGCUCCAGCAAAAAGAUAUUAGAGCCCCCAAGAGUCACAGACGCUUUUCUGACCCAGACAUACCCUACAUGGACGACGAUGUCUGACCUACGGAGGAGAAGAAUGUAACAGAGUGUGAAUUUGCUGUAGAUUGAAGCGACUUUGAACAGCAGAAACUCAGUAUGGCGCUAAAAAUGUGUCAAAAGUCUUGUGUUGUGUUGUUCAUCAGUAGAAAUAACUGGACAAAUUGUUGCCAAGCACCUUUUCUAUCAUUUUUAAAUAUACUGUGGUUACUGUUGGAGAGCACAGUUUGACUACAGGCUGCAUCUUCUGUAGCCUCCUGUUUUGUUUUGUUUGUUUUUUUAUUUUAUUUUGGCUUGUAAAAGAAGAUAUUGCAGGUUCUAGUCAUGCUUUCAUUCUUUCCUAAUGCUGAGAAUUGCUAGCUAGUGCCUUGAUGAUGAUAACCCAUUUCUCACAGCAUAAUUCCUGAACAGUCUUAACAGGAGAGGUGUGGGGUGUCCAGAAUAUAGAGGGGAUUUUUGCCGCAAUAUUUCAUGUGUAACGUCUUGAAGUGGAACAAAACAUGUUCAGAGAAAGGACCUAAUCAUGCUUCUACCCAUCACACAAAAGAACACCAGAGAGGAACUCACUGCUUUCAGUUUGCAAAGGGAAAUGGGAGCAGCACAAGCCACUUUCUCCAACGGAAAAGAAAGAAAGAGAACACAAGCCCGACCACAACGCCAUGCCACGACUUCCCCGAAGUCUCGCAGAGUCACGACGACGAGCGCAGAUUGAAUUAAAUACUAAUUUCUUUCUCUGACUGCUGAAUGAUGUUUGUUAGUCUGUCUGGUUUGUGAGGAAGAUUGUUCUGAUGUGUAACUGAGGGUGUGUUUGGGACUGAAUGUCAGGAGCUGUAAUGGUUAUUAGUGUUAACAUAAAAAUACAUCAUACUUCCGUG
Messenger RNA from Xiphophorus couchianus (Monterrey platyfish), 8218 nucleotides. It is a transcript of the gene myo9bl, whose product is annotated as myosin IXB. The transcript has 44 exons. Gene Ontology annotation, molecular function: ATP binding; GTPase activator activity; ATP hydrolysis activity. NCBI's taxonomy places the organism in Eukaryota, Metazoa, Chordata, Actinopteri, Cyprinodontiformes, Poeciliidae. Gene Ontology annotation, biological process: intracellular signal transduction; actin filament-based movement; lamellipodium morphogenesis. The record is from RefSeq and is a predicted model, not a curated record. The coding region runs from base 510 to 7367 and encodes 2285 amino acids. Gene Ontology annotation, cellular component: lamellipodium; actin filament; ruffle.